AUGGCCCACGCUUGCGGAACGUAUGGCUGCAAGGAGGACGCCGUGAGCCCACACACAGCCCACCUGUCCGGCUGUUCCUGUCGACGAACUAAUUGCUCUACCCCCAACUACCUUUCCUCCCCCGGGCUCCCCCUCAACCGGCUGCUCUGCCUCGCCAUUGGUGAGCAAGAAUCCCCGAUACCUGGUUCGUCGCUUACUGUGAUCGUCCCAGAGAAGAUCAGGGCACCCCAAUUCGAGCUCUGCCGCGUCGAACCGCUGUUCCUCGAGUCGAGAGUAAUACGCCAUGUGCUCUGUUUAAUCUCGUACUCUAUUCAACUAAUCGCCCCAGCAGCACCUGGGAGCUAUUCUUCAAGGGCGGCAGGAUCGAAGAUGCCGGAGCAAUCGGAGAACGCGGCGGCGGACCUGAUGGGUAACAUCAUGGAGACCAUCGCGAAGAACCUCCCAAAGCAAAAGUCGGUCCGGUUCGACGACGGCUCCUCCAUCUCCGAGCAGGCCAAGAAGCUGUUCGGCGGCGGUGAGAACAGGAACAAGAAGUCGGUCCACCACGUCCUGGGCGGCGGGAAAUCCGCCGACGUGCUGCUGUGGCGGAACAAGAAGAUCUCGUCCAGCGUGCUGGGCGUGGCGACGCUGGUGUGGGUCUUCUUCGAGUGGCUGGACUACCACUUCCUCACCAUCGUCUGCUUCGUUCUCGCGCUCGGCAUGGCCGUCCAGUUCGCCUAUUCCACCUUCGUCGCCAUGCUCAACAGCGGGUCCCCUUCCAGCGUGCCCCGCGUGCAGCUGCCGGAGGAGCUGUUCGCGAACGUGGGCGCGGCCGUCGGCGCACAGAUCAACAGGGCGCUGGGUUUCCUCCAGGACGUGUCCUGCGGACGGGACCUCAAGCAGUUCGUCAUCGUGAUCGCCGGGUUCUUCGCGGCGGCGAUCGUCGGCAGCUUCUGCAACUUGCUGACGGUCAUCUACGUCGGGUUCGUGUGCGCGCACACGCUGCCGGUGCUGUACGAGAGGUACCAGGACCAGGCGGACGACUUCCUGUACAACAUGCUGGGCGUGGUGCAGAGCCAGUACCGCAGGCUGGACACCAAGGGCAUCCUCAAGGGGGGCGUCAGCAAGUUCAGGAAGAGCGACUAG
This is a messenger RNA of Miscanthus lutarioriparius, 1125 nucleotides long. Lineage: Eukaryota; Viridiplantae; Streptophyta; Magnoliopsida; Poales; Poaceae. The record is from the annotation of a GenBank genome assembly.